AUGGGCGCCGGAGCCUUCAUCGAGCCCUUGGUGGUCAUAUCCCUCCUCAUCGGCGGCACCCUCAUCAACCGCGGCAAGAAGAGAGAACAAGUCCUGAACAGCCCCAUCUGGGCCAGCCACAAACGAGACGACAGCAGAGAAUCCGGCCCGCCGAGUCCGAGCAGCGAAGAUGAACUACUCAGUCCACGAAGUCGCACGUCCUCAUCAUACCUCGGAGGAGCAGGACAACCAGAAGAGCAAGCAGGCUGGCGAAAACGAAGAGUCGGCCUUCUCGGCUGGCAAACCGACAUAACCUCCCCCAACACCGCCCAAUUCUCAGACAGACUGCUGAGCCGCGUCCUCCGCACCUUCCCCUUCCUCGUCGAAGUCUGGUACUGGGCUCUAAUCUACUGGGUCUACCAACUCGGCCGCGCCUUCACAGCCGUGACCCUCGUGCAAGGCACCGUGCACACCGCGCGGAAACACGCCCUCCAGCUCAUCCACCUCGAACAACAACUCGGCAUGUUCUGGGAACCGGCGAUCCAGCGAUACUUCCUGCAGUACCCGACGACGAUGCACUGGAUCAAUCGCAUCUACAGCUUUAUUCAUAUCCCCGGCACGAUUCUGUUUUUGAUCUGGUCGUAUUAUUUGACGAUUACGGCGAAUAAGUCGCCUCAACGGUAUGAGAUUGAGCGGAGUCCUGCCGGUCCGGCGCUGUAUCAGGCGCGGAGGAGGACGAUGGCCAUGUGCAAUUUGAUUGCGUUUAUGGUCUUCACCGCGUGGCCUUGCAUGCCGCCCAGGUUGCUCAGCGAUCCGGAGUAUUUCGGAGGGGACGCGAAGGAGGCGAAGUCGUAUGGCUUUGUCGAUACGGUGCAUGGGGCCGAGGGGGAGAGUAGUGUAUGGACGCAGAAUCGGUUUUGCAAUCAAUUCGCCGCGAUGCCGAGUUUACACUUCGGGUAUAGUUUGCUAAUAGGCCUGACGAUUGCCUCGAUACCGCUGGCUUCGUCCCAGGAGCAGACUCGUUCGAGCAGGCUAUGGCGGUUCAAGGCUGCGGGACUGAGUGCGCGGAGGAUGUUGUGCAUUGUGCUGGGGUUUGGAUACCCGGCCACCAUCCUGCUGGCCAUCAUUGCCACGGCGAACCAUUUCAUCUUGGAUGCGGUAGCGGGUGCGAUGGUUUGCGGCAUUGCGUGGAACGCGGAGAAGUUCUUGUUGAAUCUUUUGCCGUUGGAGGAUUGGUUCUUGUGGUGUUUGAGGAUGCACAAGCCCGAGAUCAAUGCUGAGGUCGCUCCUGAGUGGGACGAGAAGGCCGGCAGGACGAAUAGUCUGCCCAGAUGA
Messenger RNA from Zasmidium cellare ATCC 36951, 1314 nucleotides. RefSeq lists its product as uncharacterized. Lineage: Eukaryota; Fungi; Ascomycota; Dothideomycetes; Mycosphaerellales; Mycosphaerellaceae. The record is from RefSeq and is a predicted model, not a curated record. The transcript has 2 exons. Gene Ontology annotation, cellular component: inositol phosphoceramide synthase complex. Bases 1 to 1314 code for a protein of 437 amino acids. Gene Ontology annotation, biological process: sphingolipid biosynthetic process; inositol phosphoceramide metabolic process. Gene Ontology annotation, molecular function: inositol phosphoceramide synthase activity.